Messenger RNA from Vigna umbellata (rice bean), 506 nucleotides. The record is from RefSeq and is a predicted model, not a curated record. Lineage: Eukaryota; Viridiplantae; Streptophyta; Magnoliopsida; Fabales; Fabaceae.
AUUCUUUCGAUUAUUUGCGUUCAGGAGCUCGGAGAGUGUCGAAUUUGUCGAAGAUGUCGCGGUUUCCGUUCUUCAACCGGUCGAACACGAUUCAUUCUAAGCACUCGCAGAAACCUUACGUUCCUCAGAGCCAGCAGAGUCUGGACCGGUCCGGUUCGUUGAAUCGGUUCUACGGAUCCGCUGAGUCGGCGAAAACCUCAAUCCGCGGGAAAACGGUGAGGAAGCUUUGUACCUUGUUCGAGUCCUCCUCGAAGAAGGCUCCAGAAUCGGAGUCCCAAUCGGAAUCAAAAGAGAGUUGGGACUCGUGCACGACGACGACGCCGUUUCGGUUGUCCGGGACGGAGGAGCGAAUCGUGGUGUAUUUAACGAGCCUGCGCGGGGUUCGGCGAACAUUCGAGGACUUCAACGCGGUGCGCAUGAUCCUGGAGGGGUUUAGGGUUUGGGUGGACGAGAGGGACGUGUCGAUGGACAUAGCUUACAGGGAGGACUCAAUGCCACGUCAGUAA